AUGAAGAUCGUAUACAUUGGUGUCCUCCGGAAAGCCCAGCCCGACGCGGUCGAGCUAUGCUGCGAACGGGAGCUGAGCAGCUACUCCCGCUUCACAAAGGGAAGCAUCGCGGAGUUCACAACCAUGUUUAGCAAGAUCGUCACCUCGCGCACCGAACCUGGACAACGGCAGGAUAUUCAGGAGAAAGAUUUCGUCUUCCACGUCUACGCCUCCAGCCAACAACGCGGUCUCACCGGUGUUAUCAUCAGCGACGACGAGUACCCCUCCCUCGCUGCCCACCAGAUCCUCUCAAAGGUUCUCGACGAGUUUAGCACACAGCAUCCCAACGCUGCAACCUCCAACGGUCCCAUCUCCUUCCCCCCGCUCCGCAACUACAUCGCCCAAUACCAAGAUCCGCAAAACGUCGGAAGUAUUCUGAAGAUCCAGAAGGAGCUGGACGAGACCAAGGUCGUCUUACACAAGACUAUCGAGAGCGUCCUGGAACGCGGCGAGAAACUCGACGACCUCGUGCAGAAGAGCGAAGGCCUCAGCUCUCAAAGCAAGAUGUUCUACACAAGCGCGAAGAAGCAGAACUCUUGCUGCAUUGUCAUGUGA
Molecule: messenger RNA, 594 nt
Organism: Aspergillus calidoustus
Lineage: Eukaryota; Fungi; Ascomycota; Eurotiomycetes; Eurotiales; Aspergillaceae
Source: the annotation of a GenBank genome assembly